Polistes canadensis is the source of this 1387-nucleotide messenger RNA. It is a transcript of the gene Psf3, whose product is annotated as DNA replication complex GINS protein PSF3. The transcript has 4 exons. Gene Ontology annotation, cellular component: GINS complex. The coding region runs from base 89 to 691 and encodes 200 amino acids. NCBI's taxonomy places the organism in Eukaryota, Metazoa, Arthropoda, Insecta, Hymenoptera, Vespidae. Gene Ontology annotation, biological process: mitotic DNA replication initiation. The record is from RefSeq and is a predicted model, not a curated record.
GUAAAAAUUUACUGCCAUUUUUUAAUCCUUUAUCAAGUUUAUUAGUGUGUGCGUUGCGUUUGAUUAUAAUUCGUUUGUUUUGUUAGAAAUGCCUUUAUGCUGUAGUUAUACUCCAGAUUAUUUUUCUAUAAACGACAUUUUAGCUACAGAAGAACGUAUAUUAUGUACGAUCGAUAUUCCAUUACCUGGUUUAGGUUUCUUGGAUAUUUCUAAUAAUUUGGAAGACUUAAAGCAAGGAACAAAGUUGGAAUUUCCCAUUUGGUUAACGCAUCCUCUCAACGUUAUACAAGGAUCACUUAUCAGCAUAGAAUUACCAAAAAUAUAUAAGGAUAAUUAUAGAGAAAUUCUUCAAGCGGAUGCUUGUGCAGUAUCGCUGAGCAAAUGGAACCCCUAUUUCUACGAGGUAGGAAUGUAUUUAAGAACUUUCAACAUCCGAGAAAGUGAGAAAAUAACAGAAAAUUUGUUCGAGACUUUUAAAUCUCGAUUCAGAUUAAUCAUGGAUUGGGCACAGAAUCCUAUUUCGGAUCUGACGUUGGGUAGUCAGCUUCCGAGAUUGGAAAGAGAUUUGUUUUUAAUUAGUAGAAAAGCUAAGGUACAAUUAAACGAUUGGUUAAAAAAAGGUACAGGUAUCAUAGAGACGUCGGAGGUGGCUGCUAAUCUUAAGAAACGUAAACGCACUGAUUAUGAAUAAAUAGAAUUUAAUUUAUUUUAAUGUACAAUGUAUGAUAUAUAUAGUUAAUUAGAUUAUUAAUAGUCAUAAUUGCAUACGUAUUGCAUACAUAGGAAUUUUAACUUUAGUUGAACUAAAAAAAGACUUUUAUACUGUAGUAAUAUUAGGAGAAUCGUUUAUAAACCUAUUGCAUUAUGAUUUAACAUUCUUAGCUGCGUGCCAAAGUUGGUGCUAUAUUUCAUUUUUCUAUGGUCAUUGAGCAUAUCACAAGUCUCAUAUGUUGUUAUAGUGCAAGGGAUUAAUAUUUUUAAUUCUACAGUUUUAUAGGUUUUGUAACAACAGAGAUAUGCAAAUCAAAAGAUUAUGUAUUAAUUUGAAAAGUGAUAUAUAUUAGAAAUUCUUUUUUAUUAUUCAGUUAGUAUAUAGUUUCAAAUAAAGUGGAUAAUUUAAAAAUCACAUAUUGUGUUAUUCUGUCAACAGCCUUGCCUCGUUUAAAGCACUAGUUCCCGUAAGAUCACUAAAGUUAAACGACGAUGGGCAUGGUUAGUACUUUGAUCAAUGAUCACUUGGGAACACCAUGUGCUGUUGACUCUAGAGAGGCGGUAGUAAGAUGACUUUUUUGGAAAGCUUUUGGCUGUGUUAGAAAGGUGUCGUAAAAAAGUUCCUCAAACCCGUAAAAGGGAGACUAAUAAAGACAUAUUCCUUUAUUUAAAAUUA